CCGGCGGGGGCGGGGCUUCUGGACCCGUUCAGAGAAAGUGCCACGACUCUGCAGACGGACGGACCCUGCUGAGACUUCCUGUGCGACACUCUGAUCGGUCAUGGACGUCUCCGACCCACAGACACUCGGCUUCAUGGUCUUUGGAGGAUUCAUGUUCAUCUCGGCGGUGGGCAUCGCCCUCGUCUCCACGCUCUCCAUGAAGGAGACGUCGUAUGAGGAGGCGCUGGCCAAACAGCGCCGGGAGCUGGUCCGAACGCAGCCGCAGAGAGCAGAGAAGAAGAAGAAGGACAAGAACCAGGAGAAGAAGAACAAAGCCAAGAAGAAGGAGGAGCAGCCUGACGAGAAGCUCUCAGAGCCGGGCAGCGAUGGUGGCGAGGAGCCGGAGGUGGUGGCUAGUCCCGAGCCAGAAUCUGAGCCAGAACCUGCUGCUGAGCCUGAACCCAAACCAACACCUGAACCAGAACCAGAACCCACCAAGGUCAGCGCCGCCACCAUUGAGUCCCCUCCGGCCCCCCCGCAAAAGGAGAAGAAGAAGAAGAAGCCAGCCAAGGUGGAGCCGGCUGCUGUGGUGGAAACGGUUGCCAAGGAAAUUCUGGUCAUGGCCAUGGCGCCGCUGGUGGACGUUUCUCCGGUGAACGCCGUCACCGAAGACAUCAAAGAACCUUCUGUUGCUAAAACUGAAGAACAGAAAGAGACGGCGAGCAAGAAGAAGUCCAAGAACAAACCUGAGCCAGUGACCGACUCCUCCCUGCUGCCGUACGCCGAGCUGCUCGCCACCAUGUCCAACACGACGCUCAGCGACGACCAGAUGCAUAAACUCAUGGAGGUCCUGAACCAGAAGGCUGGUGUUCCCCACGACUCCUGGCAGCUGGCCAGUCAGAAAGGAGACCCGCUGUCCAGUCUGAAGAAACAGCUGGAGGAGAAGGAGAAGCUGGUGACCACCGAGCAGGAGGGCACCGCCAACGCCAAGAACCGCCUCCGAGAGCUCAACAAGGAACUUGUUGCAGAGAAAUCCAAGAUGGCUUCUUUGGAUGCCCGUCUGAAGGCGGAGCUGAGCGCUCAGGUUCAGAAGGUCAAGGACAUGCGGGCCACAAUGGAGACGGCCAACCAGGAACACCUGAGACAAACCCAGCAGCUCAACCAGAAGAUCGAGAGUCUUCAGGAGCAGCUGGAGAACGGACCCAACGCUCAGCUGGCCCGACUGCAGCAGGAGAACUCCAUCCUCCGAGACGCCCUGAACCAGGCAACCAGCCAGGCCGAGAGCAGGCAGAAUGCGGAGCUGGCCCGUCUCAGGCAGGACUGCAUCCGUCUCGGUCGGGAGGUGACCGAGCGUACCGACGCUCUGCGGGCUGACGAGGAGCGCAGGAAGAGCCUGGAGGCCAAGAUGGCCACCGCUGAGCAAGAACUGUCCCGAUCCCAGCUGAUCCGUGACGACACUGAGCGUGCUCUGAAGCAGCGACUGGAGGGGAUGCGUUUGGAGCUGGAGGCCUCGAAGCAGGAAGCUGCUGCCGUAAGCGAGCUGAAGGGGGCGCUGGCGUCUAGAGACACUGAACUACAGGAGCUCAAGGUCCAGCUGGAGAACCAGGCUGCUGUCCAGGUGGACGGAUCGUCUGAAGUGGAUCAGCUGAACAUCUGCGUGCAGCUCAGAGACGAGCAGGUCGUCACUCUGGAGGCGGAGCUCACUCAGCUGAGGGCGGAGCUACAGCUUCUGACAUCAUCAGCGUCACAGAGCGUGAAGGGACAGGAAGUGGAAGCAGCAGCUGGUGAUGAGACGCAGAAAGACGGAUCAGGAAGUGAGACGGAGUCUGAUCAACCGUUUGAAAUUCUGGAGGAAGACUCUCAGCUGCUGCGUCUGGAGGAAGACCUUCAGCAGCUCAGAGAGGAGCUUCAUCAAACUCACAACGAGCUGAAGGACAAAAUGUCGACGCUUUCGACUUCAGAGCAGCGAGAGGCGGAGCUUAAAUCAGCACUGACUGAAGUGGAGUCCAGGUUUGCUGCCCUGAGUUUGGACUUCCAGGCAUCGCUCCAGGUUCUGUUUCCUGGCGUCUCCGUGGAGGCGGAGCAGACAAACUGGCUGGAACUUUUUACUCAGAAAGUUCAGGAGAGUGAAAGUGAAGCACGGAGUGCUCACUCUGAGCUGCAGUCGAGGUUCUACGAGGCCGAGAGGAAACGGUCCGAGCUGCAGAACGAGUUUGAUCAGAACACGAAGCUGCUGCAGGAAACGGAGGCGGAGCUUCAGGCUUUACAGCGGCGCUCUGAAGAAGAAGAAAACCUUUGGAGGACCAAACUGUCUGAAGCCGAACAGCAGAAACAAACGGUCCUGGACCAGCUGAAGCUGCUGGAGGACAAUGUUCAGAGGAAGAGGACGGAGACAGAGGAGCCUCAUCAGGCCGGUCCUCCUCUGACCUCCAUGAUGGAUGAGGAGUCCGUGUCCCAGCUGAAGGAGCAGAUGCUGCUGCUGGAGGCCCAGCUGGAGAAACAGCUGGAGGAGGCCAGCUUCACCCAGAGCUGCAGUGAGGAGCUCGCUCAGGUGCAGUCUCAGCUGCAGCAGAUGUGCGUCAGGCUGCAGGUGGAGCAGGAGCAGCGACAGCAGCUGGACAGACAGCUGCAGCAGGCUGGACAGGAAGUGAAGGAGCUGCAGCAGCAGGUGGAGGCUCAUCACAGAUCUGCUGCUCUGCUCAAGGAGGCGACGGUGACGGAGAAGGAGGCGGUCCAGGUGAAGGAGGAGACGGAGACAGAGGAGGUGGAGACGGUGACGGAGGAGGAGACAGAGAAGGUGGAGACGGUGACGGAGGAGGAGGAGAAGGAGGAGGUGGAGGAGGAGAAGGAGAAGGUGGAGACGGUGACGGAGGAGGCGGUCCAGCUGAAGGAGGAGACGGCAGUGUGAAACCCACUUUGUGUCCUUCCUGUCUCGUUGCCAUGGUUACAUGAAGUGUAACUUCCAGAAAUCAGUGUUGAUUUUACUGGACUGAUUCUCGCUUUGACAAAUAAAGUGAAACAUGUCA
Anoplopoma fimbria (sablefish) is the source of this 3005-nucleotide messenger RNA. It is a transcript of the gene rrbp1b, whose product is annotated as ribosome binding protein 1b. The record is from RefSeq and is a predicted model, not a curated record. Gene Ontology annotation, cellular component: endoplasmic reticulum membrane. The coding region runs from base 101 to 2887 and encodes 928 amino acids. The transcript is spliced from 23 exons. Gene Ontology annotation, biological process: protein transport. Lineage: Eukaryota; Metazoa; Chordata; Actinopteri; Perciformes; Anoplopomatidae.